This is a messenger RNA of Candida albicans SC5314, 903 nucleotides long. It is a transcript of the gene ATS1, whose product is annotated as Ats1p. The coding region runs from base 1 to 903 and encodes 300 amino acids. The record is from RefSeq and is a predicted model, not a curated record. Lineage: Eukaryota; Fungi; Ascomycota; Pichiomycetes; Serinales; Debaryomycetaceae. The transcript has a single exon.
AUGUCUUCAGAGGUCCCUGGAAAGCCAAUGAAAAUAGCUGGUGGAGGUAACCAUACAAUGGUAAUUCUAGAUAAUGGCGAAGUUUUCACUUGUGGGAGCAACGAGUUUGGUCAGUGUGGAUUACCCAGAGGUGAGAGUUUGGGUGUUUUCCACAAAGUACCUGGCAAUGACUGGCUAGAUAUUUCAUGUGGAUGGGAGUUUUCAAUUUUGGUGAAGCGCAGUGGAGAAGUGUAUGUCUGUGGAAGAGGUCUAAAAGGUGAGUUAGGGCUUGGGAAGGAGACACCAGAAAGCGAACUUAUUUACUCCACUACUGUCGACGGGUUCAAGGAAAUAAAGUCUUGCAUGCAGCACACAAUUAUUCAGACAACCAAUGGCUUAGUAGGUUGGGGCAACAGCAGAAAGGGACAGUUGGGUGAAACAGAAGACAAGAUAAUGUGGACACCAAAAACCUUACGAUUUGGUGUGGUGUGUAAAGAUUUCAGUCUAGGGAGAGAGUUUACUGCAAUACAGACUGACACAAACAGGGUAAAGAUAUUUGGCAAGUCUUCAAUCAAGAAUAUCCCCGAGUCUACAGUGGCUAGAGUGGCAGCCAUGUGGUCUUCUGUUCAUAUACUACUGGAAACAAACGUGCUCCAGUCAUUUGGUAACAACAGUCAUGAGCAGUUGUUUCCAAACAAUUCGAGUGUUGCAGUUGAGGAAUAUGCUAUUGGCAGUGAGCAUGGAUUGGUCACAUCAGACAACAUAGUUUAUGCCUGGGGAUGGUCAGAGCACGGGAAUUGUGGUACAUCAAAUGCUUCUGAUAAAGUGACGUUCGAUUAUCUUAACAAGUUGUACACCGGGUCUGCAAAAGUGGUGCUUAUUGGUGCUGGCUGUGCCACAAGUUGGGUUGUAGUUGAAAAAUAG